GUGGCACCAGAGACGAGAGCCAGUCGCUUUCGAAGUGUCAGCCAGCCUACAAUGUGACUGACAGCUAUUUGCACCAAUUGAUCUACUGGACAAACGUAAAAUAGCCAAUCAGAUUGAUGCCUCGUGGAUGUGUCUUCAAUGGAUUUUCCAAGCGAAAAACAUAUCCACUGGACUAUAAAAGUUGACAUCAGAGUCAAAGUUAAGCCUAGUAAUCUUCAGUGGCAGUGGAGACCCGUCUUUAAACAUAAACGGGUUUUUUGAAAAACAUUAUUGUGUCAGAACAACACGGGCGGAUUCGUCAUUUUGAUGCACCGAAGUGCGCGGUCUGUUAAUGCGAAUGACUUUUUGAUCCAGAUUUAUUGACAGGUACAGUGACAAAAAGGUUGAUCAAUUUAAGUUGGUUUUAAGUAUAAUAGUUGUGUAAUUUAUCUCUAUGGCAUAAUAUAAAUUGUAUCUUUUUUAUAGCCAGUGUGUGUGUAGCCUAUAGGUCAGUUAUUUAUCUCGUUUUAAUAUUGUAAUGAAAUACAUUUUCAUGUCAGUUCAAAGAAGACUAUCCCCUGUGUUGUAUUAUUACAUAGUUGCUUGUUCAUGAGAUUCAUGAUUUUGUUUAUGUAUUUAGGGGGCUAUGAGUUAGUCGAGUCCUUAUAGGCAGCGCAAAGUCCACUUAAUGACAUAAGCCUUAAGCACGCAGGGGUCUUGAGUAGCCAACCAAUUACCGGAAAGGGGGCAACGGCUACCGGGAAAUAAUGAAUAUUAAAUUACCUGUCACAAAUAUUACAGCUCGCUUUUUAUGGUUUGUUUGAAAUUACAGAGGUAACAUUUUCCUCUGUGGAUGACAAUAUUAUCCUGUUUGGGUUAGAAAGUGGAGAUCUGAAGACAUCUUAAUCAAUUGACAUUUCUCGCCAAAUAGAAGUUUUGGUAGAUGGGCUGUAAGUGACAUAUAGGGAGAAAGCAAACGUCCUUUUAAAGGGGGAGUUGAAAACGGAGGGUGGAGCGUAUAGGCCUACCCUCCUUAUUCUAAAACUGUAUGACACUGGGUACUUUUUAUAUGUAUAUACCCCAAACAUAUGUCACAUAAUGUGCCUGCCCUAACAGUCUUUUCUACAUCCUAACUCAACCUCAUUUCUUUUUGUGUAUUGUUUAUUGUUUUAACUUCUUUUCUCCCUUCGCCCUUUACCUUUCUCUCUGUAUUCAUUCCACAUGUUUAAUCUCAUGUUCGCCUAUUUACUUAUAACAUUCCACAUCCUCAGUUGCAUACCACGCUCCCCCUCUCCAUCUUUUCAUCUGAUUAAGUGUCGUCAUUACUCUGCUUGAUAGCUUUAAAUAUUUAUGGCAUGACAACUGAGCUGCACGAAUUUGGAGUGAGAGAGAUUACAUGAAGAGGAGCUUGUGUGUAACCAGUCCAGUCCAGACUGUAAUGGUUGCUCAGGUCACUGCGGGGGACUUCUCCCAUUCUCAGCAUUGGCUCCACUUCCCCUAAUUGGGUUAUGUUUGCCAAGGCAACAGCAAACUUUGUACGCCACAUCGAUCCGGACGGAACCCUGAUCCAUGUCUCUCGCCUUAAUGACUCAGACAAGCUGGUUCCCAUGGCGCUGGUUGUCAAGCGCAACCGAUUCUGGUUCUGGCAGAAACCCAAAUACCGGCCCUCUGACUUUACCCUUGGUCACCUGCUGCUAGGAGACACACCCCUCUGUCCAGUUGUGUCGGAGUCAGAGUUCCUCACCUACGAGGGGAAGUUUGGGGACACGCUAAGCAGCAAGCUGGAUGCCAAGGCAGGAAACCUCAGUGUGAACCUGGAGGGCCGGGGCACCACUAAGCUCCAAUCAUCAUUCGGUAAACUGAGGAAACAGGAAGUAGACGUUAUGAAACUGCUGCAGGACUCCAACGAAAGGAUGUUGGACAUGCAGCAUGUGCUGGUGCAGCAGAUGGAGAAGAGAGCAGAGGUGUUUGCAGUGCUGAAGGAGAGGAUCCUCACCACCACGGCCUGCAGUAUCACAGAGACCCACCAGGGGCAGAGCUCCUGUGCUGGCAUCCUGGAAGUGCUGGGCAACCCUGUGGAGGUGUGUGUGAAGGAGAAUGGCAAUGUGCAGGUGGACAGUGACGUUGCAUUAGAGAUUCCCCCUCAAACUGUCAUCGCCUACAGCCUCAUAGAGCUGGAGGUCAAGAAGAGUGGGCACUACGUGCUUUGUUUACAGCCAGAUACUCUUGGAAGGUUUGAGGCGGACUCUGCGAGGUCCUCUCCCUCCCAGGCUUCCAUCGAUACUCUCUGCAUGGUGGACGGAGGACAGGGGAUGGAGGACAGGACUGUUGGGAGAGCUGCGCUAAGCUCGCUGCAGAAAGACCUACUGAGGUUGGACGUCCAUCUGCAUCCAUUGCUGGCGCUACCAGAGAACACUCGGUCUGCUCUGUUCCAGAGGCUCUGUGAGGUCAUGAUGGACAGAACUACACUCACAGAUCUAGAACAGUUGCUGGACGGCUGGUGUAGAGAUGAGAUACAUGAGGUUCCAGUUCGAUGGAACAAGUCUGCCUGCGCCCUAGUGGACCUUCUCUGCCAAGGUGUAGCCAAUCAAACUCCGAAUAUCACUUUGAGCCCGCCCCCUCUCCUGAUCGCUGCCCACCUGCUGGUCAGCGCCUUGGAGGCUUUGCCUGAUGAUUCUCUAAGUCUUCUGGUAGAAUGUAGCCAUGACGACUUGGAAGCGCUCAAUACCUUGGUGACCAGGCUGAAGAUGAGCAGUCAGUCCCUCCCACACGAGUCUCCACUCCUCCUCCGGCACAAUGACAGAGAAGAACACUGGGCAGAACAGCUCAGCUCGUCAUGUGUGAUACUGAGGAAAGAGAUUGACAGCCUGUGGGAAGAUAUACAAAGUCAACCAGGAAGUCUUCCAUUGGUCCUGUGUGUUUCUGUGCACGGACUUACUUCUCUGUGUGUUGGAAGGAUUUAGAGGGAGAGAGAAGGAGAGAGAGUAUCUGUUUGUUUGUGGGAAUGUUGCACACAUGUAUAGAAUGAAGUGUUUUUAUGAACGAUUCCUUGGAAAAAAUGACAUGUAAUUUUUCUGAUAAAGAACUGUAGGCUAUCAACCCAGUUUAACUAAACUGAUCCUAAUAAUUAUUAGAAUUGGGGUGCUAGAUUUGGUCAUGAGAAUGACCCAGGACAACACAUGAUAGUAUAGCUCUUCACAAGAGCACUGGUACGGACAGGACUUGUUCUGCUAUGUUAUUACAGUAUUACAUGUGACAAUGAUGGCACAGCGCACAGAAUGAAUAAGAGACUCAUUUAAAAAGAACGUCCGGAAUUUCUAAUAGAGGAGGGUGUAGUCGGUUAGAGCACUUUACUUUGUAGACCAAAAAGUGUCUAUACAUCAUUUGCGAUCAAAGUGUCUGCUAAAUUAAUAGGCCUGAAUAGCGUCUGCUCUUUACUUUUGCUGCUCUAAAUUGUCAUUCUCAGUAGUGCCUGUUUCUUUAAUGCAUGUAGGCUACAUCGUAGGAUACUGCGUUUACGUCAGCCUUUCACGUUUCCAACUACUUCAACAUGUUGGCUACAUUUUAUAUGAAACAUGAUAUAUGUCCAUUCCACAAUAAAAUAGGUACUUAUUG
Hypomesus transpacificus is the source of this 3594-nucleotide messenger RNA. It is a transcript of the gene gsdmea, whose product is annotated as gasdermin Ea. The transcript has 10 exons. Gene Ontology annotation, biological process: programmed cell death. The coding region runs from base 1488 to 2942 and encodes 484 amino acids. Lineage: Eukaryota; Metazoa; Chordata; Actinopteri; Osmeriformes; Osmeridae. Gene Ontology annotation, cellular component: cytoplasm. The record is from RefSeq and is a predicted model, not a curated record.